AUGAUCCAACUCACACCAGAUGAAGUGGACAACUGGGGUCGAGCUACAUAUUCAGAGCAAAUGCAUCUUUGGGACAAGAACUCAGGAGUGGCCAACUUCACUUCCAAUUUCUCCUUCAUCAUCUAUUCUCGAGGUAAAGACAAAUAUUCAGAUGGGCUCAUGUUUUUCCUCUCAACCCUUGAUUUCCCUGAUCCUAACCCAACAAAUGGCCCUGGCCUUGGCCUUGUGAGUGGCGUACAAAUGGGACAACGUAAUUUCCUAAAUAAAUAUCAAUUCGUUGCAGUGGAGUUCGCCGAACCUCCACCACACCACACACUGAGUUCGCCGGAGCUGUGCAUGGAGCUUGGAAACAUACCGGAACAGAGACUGAAUUAA
This is a messenger RNA of Quercus lobata, 375 nucleotides long. Its product is annotated as bark lectin-like. Gene Ontology annotation, molecular function: carbohydrate binding. NCBI's taxonomy places the organism in Eukaryota, Viridiplantae, Streptophyta, Magnoliopsida, Fagales, Fagaceae. Bases 1 to 375 code for a protein of 124 amino acids. The record is from RefSeq and is a predicted model, not a curated record. The transcript has a single exon.